UGCCCGUGUACCCCGGCGCGUCCUCGUCCGCUCUGCGGAAUCGCCUGACGGAUAUUUUGACAGUACGCCGCCCUGCAUCCUCCGCGUCGAGAUGCGUCUACCCUCGUCGCCGGCGACGUCCGCCCUCGCAAGCUCAUGCACGGCUCUCGGGAUCACUGCACGGUACCCGCGACGGCAUCCGCGUCGGGCACGUUGCGACGUUGUUGAACAGCGCCGCUCGCAAAACCGGGUCAGUCGAUAGAGUUGAGCGAGUGUUUGUGCGCGUGCUGAGUGCUCCUCCGGCUGGGCAGGGUUGGGGGUUGGAGCAAACGAGCCGGCAAGACUACGCAGUUGGAUAAGUCGACGCGCUUCUCGAUUCCGCCGACGAUCAUUCCGAGCAUCAUCCCCAUCUCUCGGAAGAACGGAGGAAUUUGCGCGAUUCACCAAGAAGACAGGAUUUUUCGCUACUACGCGAUCUCUCUUUCUCUUAUUCUCUUCCCUUCUUUCUCCCUCUUUCUCUCUCUUUUUCUCUCGGGGUGGCUGGGAGAAAUGGCAGCGCGGCGGGUCCGCGUCUUCGCGACGUCUCGGGCGAGCGAGACGCCGAGACUCGUUUUUGAGCCAAGUGGGCGGCUUUAGUCGCUGCGAGAAGUGAAGUGUUUGAAUGACUUGCGCUCGGCACGGCGGUAAGGUGGUUUUGCGUUAGCUGGCUAUGCGGAUUUCACGGAGAGCAGGCCGCCGGACGGACCCGACAUGAAUACCUCCUCGGCGAGGUGGGGCCGCCGGCCCUCUCGGCGUCGCCGGAUCGCCGUCGCCGCCGCCGACGCGGGCGUCCCGAAGUGCCGUGUAAAUCUUCCUGAAAAUUACAAAGUAAUCUCGCGGCGCGCUCGCGCGAUGGUCUCACCAGGUCUCGUUCGUGUACGCGUGUGCGUCGUGUAUCCUACGUGAAGGUGCCGUUCGACGGGACGACGGCCGUGCUGACACCGGCGACUGGCCCCACGCGUCCUGCACCGGCACUCGCGAUCGACGCGACCUUUUUCCCUCUUCCUUUUCUUUUUUUUUUCCUCAACGAGACGAAAAGGAUCUCUCUCCCUGUCUCUCUUUCUCGCGAGAGACCUUCGCGAUUGCGUUUCGCGAUUCCCCGUGAAAGAAGGGCGGAGGUCUCUCCCCGGGGCGACCCCGGCUACGAACUUGGCCGUGCUCCUCCUCACGGACGUGGAACCGUCCGUCCGUCUGUCAGGAGCGUCUCUCGAACGUGAAACCCCGCUCUCAGGACCUUGACGUUCUCCUCCGCGAGCGGAUUCCCGCGCUCGGUCGGUUUCGAGGUAUCCCGGUGCAUGCGUUCGAAGGUGGGCGGAUGCCGCUGUCCACGCCAAGGACACGUAUCCUCAGGCGCGCGGCCCGAGAACAAUGAGCAUCUCAGAGCGGUCGUUCCGUUGGCAAUGCCGGGACGCCGAGAGCCGUCUCGUUUUGCCCUUCGUCCACGUCGUCAUCCUCGUCGUCAUCCUCGUCUUCAUCGUGUCGUCCUCCUCGUCGUCGUCGCCGCCGCCGUCGUAAGCUCCGCUGAAACGCAUGAGCGAGAGCUAGUCGCGUCGCGAAUGCACACGCCGUGGGAAUAAAUCGACCGGGAGGGUGUCACGAACUCGCUCUCGUCCUGCUGCGACGGUUAGAAAGGACGUAAGGAACGGUUUCGGACGGAGGAGGAGACGAGGAUAAGAGGAGAGGCUAACGAGCCGGACAGGAUGAGUCAUUUCGAUUGGAAGCUGCUACGCCGGAAGAAGGUGAUACCGGCGGAUCGCCGGCCGCCGGAGAAGGAGGAGACCUGGACGCUGGCUAGCGAUCAGCAAGAUCCGCGCGCCUUUCUCGACGACACCGUCGAGUCCAAGAUCUCGAAAGCGGAGCCGCAAGAUCCCGAGAAGGCGCAGACGAAGCCGCCCGUUGCGGAGGUGAUCGCCGCGGAUGAUCAUGCGGACCACAACCUGCCGCGCAGCCAAGAGACUAGAAAGAGCAAGACGAAGAAGGUGAAGAGCUACCUAAGGAAGUGCAAAGGCGCCCUGUCCAAGGGCGACGAGAGCGUCGCGGAGAAGAAACGCCAGGAGAACUGCACCUCGUGGUACUUGGAAGACGUGCCGACGUGCGCGAGCAGUCGCGAGGAUCAGGACGAGUCCGCGGAGAGGUACAAGGAGUUCUCCGAGGAGAGACUCGAGCAGCAGGCCCGCGACGCGGAACCCUUGGAGAAUCCUGUGCCUGAAACACCCGAAGCGAGUCUCUUUAAGGGCGAGCACCUCGACAAGACUGCGGACGAGGCUCUCGCCAGGCUGUUAGAGGAGGAUCGCAGAACCGAUCUCAACAGAAGCAGGACGUCCCUGUACGAGGACGCCAAGGACUCAGGCCCGGAGCAAUGCGCUCCGGAUGAGAAGGUCCCGAUCAGGGAGCAGGAGCGAUUCCACGACGAGAAUGAGAAGAAGAACGACGCGGUCUCGCUCGAGACGUUGACGACGGAAGACACGAAUUUGAACAAGUGCGACUCGAGCGACACGCUAAUAGCAGAAACGGCGGAAACUACCGCGGAUCUCGAUACGGAGCCAACGAUCGUCGCGGAGGAAGCGGAAAAACCAGAGGUAUCCGUCGAUGGCGAUGAGGAGGCAGCGUUACCGGUUCCUGCGUUCUGUGGGAAUCGCGGAGACUUCGCCUCACUGGUCCGCAGCUUGCUAGGGCCAAUUUACGGCGAAGGCGUUAUGAGCUUGCUGAUAAGACAAGCCCGGGACAUCCUGGUUUGCGCUUAUCACGGCAAUUUGGAUAACUUCGUUCGGACUUAUCUGUCACCUGCCGCUGCCUUGCUGACGGAAGUCAGGAGCGCUGCCCGCGAAAUGGAGGACGAGGCAGUGGUGCCAGAGGGCUGGCCGCUGACGUUAGGCGGCAGCGGCCUCGUCCUGCAGCUGGGUGAGCUCGAGGCCUCCGCGCUGCGUCUCGGGGAAUGUUACCUGUGCGUACGCAGCGCGGCUGCAACUGCAACUGCAACCACCUCGUCGGUCAGCGGCGUCACGGCCGCCGGUGAAGCCGCCGAGCAGAAUACCGUUGAGAUAGCAGUGGUCUGGCGAGCAACGUCGAUGAGGGCGCCGGGGAUUUUGGGUUGGGACCGCGAGGACGAGUUCAUGGACUGGCGGGACCUGACGAACAAGGGUCAGUCGAGCUCGUCGGGUGCGGCGGGCACGAGCCUCGGCGGGUCUCAGUCCUCGGGCGCGAUGAAGGCGAGUCGUCCGCGCCGGAGGUCGCGCGAAGAGGCGCGUCCGAGGACGCGCGAGACCAGCAGGACCAACGCCGAGCAUCGCCGCGAGGAGACCAGGUCGAUCGAUAGACUGGAGCAUCAUCACCAGUCAUCGCGCGAAGACCGCGCGAUCGAUCGCGAAACCGGCUAUCACACCGCCACGGUGAUGAAGUCGCGUUCCGCGUCCAGCGUGGACGCCUGGAAGGAGGAGCUCGACGGCGACCUCGAGCGAGGCUCGAGUCGCAGAGCGCACUACCCCUGGAACUCCUCUAGUCCGACCGGCGAUGAAAGCCGCGCCAAAGUAAAACGGUGCGCCAAGGUCGUCUCCACCAUAACCAUGGAGAAGUGGAAGGAGAGCAGCAGGUGCGAGACCCGCAGCAGGUCUGUCGCACCUGAGGACUUGAGGAGCCCGUUGCUGUUCGAGGGGAACGUGCUGCGAUGGGACAACGCCGCGGACGACACCGCCAAGGAUCUCGAGGACAGGUUGCGCAACGCGGGCGGUCCGGACGACGUCAGCGACGAGGAUUUGCCGGCAUACAUAGGCAAUCUGCUCGUCACCGUCGAGAGAAAGAUCGAGAGGGUCUCGCUCGAUGAUAUGACGUUCCCGUGCCCAGCCUGCAGGAACAUCGACACGGACGACCCGCUGUUGGGCUGCAGAUGCGCCGGCGACGACUGUGGCUGCGGCGCCGACGAGGAUAACUGCGACUGUGCCUCCGUGACGGUCUCGCGGAAGGAACAGAAGAGCUUCGAGGUCGCGGGAAUUAAACAUAUCGACAGCGAUGACGAGGAGGAAGUACGAAUGGGAUUCGGCACCAAAAAGCGAGUCGACGAGGUGACAUCACCGAGGUCUAUCCACGACUUGCCGGAACACGUUCUCACCUGCAGCCUGACGCUUCCCGGAUACACGGACGUCGCCGGGAGACCGGUCAUCGAGUUCGAGGAUAACGCGUCCACGAGGGAAGCCCUCUCCGUACGAGAGACAUCGUCUUUUCUGCUCUACCUCGCCCGUCUACCCAGCUCCGACCACACGAAGGACGGCUUCACCAUCUUCGUACGUGGCGAUUCCAAGGAGGGUCUGGACUUCGUGGACAACGUGUUGCUACUGCUACAGGACAGGAUCAAUGUCGCUCAGGCUCUAGUGUUUCGCGCCGCCGCGGCAAUGGACGGCCCUGUCGAGUCCUUCUUACCUCUCAGUAGCGUCCAGGCUGUCGUCGUGAAUGACGCCACUCUCGCCAAGUAUAUUCCCAGGCGAGAAGAAAAUCACGACCAGAUGCAAUGGAUCGCUUUUUAUAAGGAGUACGACGGCCUCAUGACGGAGUGGCAAUCGGCCGGUCGCAGAUUGGCCCUCGAAAUGUCGGAGCUGAAGGAAUGCACGAGCCUGUCCGGCACUUUGACGCCUCUCGGUCGGCUCCUCACGGACCCCACAUUGAGAAGAACGUCUAGAGAUGCCGAAGAGGCCAUCGCCGCGCUCGAGGAACGCGCGGCCCCGCUUCUGCACGUCGAGCACGUUAGAUUGUCGGUGAAACGAGCCCGGAGACUGGUGGAGGAGGUGGGUAAGGCCGCCACCAGGCUGGAGUCAUCGUUUGAGUCGCGACGCGCGACUAUCCGCAAUCUCGCGGUUCUACGGAGCAUCGAGGAUCAGGCGCACGAGAUAUUAUCGUGGCUCUGUAAAAAAGGCGAGGACAUCCUGUCGAAGCACGCACAUCACACAGCGACGAGCUUGGCGUCGGCGCGGCUUCACGAGCGGGAAUUCGAGAAGUUUUACUUCACGUCGAUGAGACACUUGGACAAAGGGAGCGACCUUGCCGAGGCGGCGAGCGCGAGCGGGUUGCGCGAACUCGCGAGGUCUUUGAAACAACACCUGCGCGGAUUCGGCUCGCGGUUGGAGGACAGACGCGAGUACCUGGAGGACACAUCGAGAUGCUGCCUCCUGCAGGAUCGCGCCUACGAAUGGGCGCAGGAGGCUCGCAUGGCGAGCGAGAGGAGGUCCCAGCAAUUUCUGAUGGCGAGGCCGCCUUUGCCGCCCGAGCACUUCACCGAGAUGAUGGCAUUGGCCGAGAAACUCGGUAACGAGGUCCUGCUGGAGCAAUGCCGUAUCGCUAGGAACAAGUGCGCGGAAGCGCUGGAAAUCGCCAGGACCACCUCCGCACCCGGAAGCCCCGCGAGGAGGAGAUCCUUCGCCGCUUCAGAGUCAACCUCGUGGGACGACACUUUGGCUAAAAGGACGUCCUGGGACGACAGCGACAGCAGCGCGUCUUACGCUUGCCCGAUGGAAAGUGUCGGAUCAGCCGGCAGCGGCGGCCGACCAGUGCUGGACAACAUUGCCGAGCUUCGGGAGAGUGCCGAGCAACUGCUGGACUCGCCGCCGCGGACACCUCCGCGAAGCCCGGCACCACGCAGACUGGUUAAGCCGCCGGUGAAUUCGCACCUGCACCGAUCAGCCAGCAUCGCGCCGGGAAUGAAAGCGAAAAAAACAAUACUGCUCAUAAUGAGGGAGAUGAUACAGACUGAACGAGACUACGUGAAAUCUCUCGAGUACAUAAUAGAGAACUAUAUCCCAGAACUCGUGCGGGAAGACAUUCCGCAGGCACUCAGAGGACAGAGGAACGUAAUUUUCGGGAAUGUCGAGAAGAUAUAUGAAUUUCACAGCCAACACUUUCUGCGCGAAUUGGAGCAGUGCGAGCAAUCGCCCAUGUUAGUGGGACAGUGUUUCCUGAGACACGAGAAGAAGUUUUACCUCUACGCCCUGUACAAUAAAAAUAAACCAAACUCGGACUCACUCAUGGCGGAAUACGGCACUAGCUUCUUCAAGCAGAAGCAGUUAGAGCUGGGCGAUAAAAUGGACCUUGCUAGUUACUUGCUGAAGCCGGUCCAGCGAAUGGGAAAAUACGCUCUGUUACUUCAGCAAUUAGUUAAAGCCGGCACGGAUCUGUCGGAGCAAUUGUCCGGUAAAGAGGAAAAGGAAGACAAGGAGGAUGGCAUGAAGCCGAUGGUCGAGGGCGAGGCAGACUUGAGAGCUGCCGAGCAGAUGGUGCGAUUUCAGCUGCGGCACGGAAACGAUCUCCUGGCGAUGGAUUCACUUCGCGAUUGCGACGUGAACGUAAAAGAACAGGGUAGACUGCUGCGGCAAAACGAGUUUUUAGUCUGGCAAGGAAAGGGCAAGAAGUGCCUGCGUCAAGUUUUCCUGUUCGAAGAUCUUAUACUCUUCAGUAAAGCGAGAAGAUUCCCCGACAGGAAGAAUCUUGACAUUUACAUCUACAAACAUAGCAUUAAGACGACGGACAUCGGUCUGACCGCCGUUAUCGCGGAUUCACCCACUAAAUUUGAGAUCUGGUUCCGCAAACGAAAACCGGGCGACACGUACACGCUCCAGUGCGCGAGCGAGGACAUCAAGAAAGCCUGGACCGAGGAACUCAGCAAUCUUCUGUGGAAACAGGCGCUUCGAAACAGAGAAGUGCGCCUGGCAGAGAUGUCGAGCAUGGGCAUUGGGAACAAGCCGUGUUUAGAUAUAAGGCCUAGUGCGGAUCAGAUUAACGAUCGCUCCAUCAGCGUAGCUCAACUCUCUAAGACACCCAGAUUUAGGAACUCCAUUGCGGUGUCGAUGUCGGAGGAUUCCAGUCGUUGUAGCAGGAGACCACACAGCGUGAUCUCCGUUAGUUCGUCCUCAAGCAGCGGCGGAAGUAGCGGCCCUCCUACGACACUUAAUCUCGGAUUAGACACGAGUCCACGACCUCAUCAUCGUAGUACUACGCUUAACAGCCAGUGCAGCGUCGAAAGCGGCAUUAUUGCUGAUAUCUCGAUCGUGUCGGACGAUGGGGGUGACGGCACCGAGAGAAGUCACUGGAAUUCAACCUUGGAGAGCCCUACGUCGCAUCUACCUACGACUUCCACUCCUUUGCAGUCGCCGACCAGCGCGACAGCGGCAACGGUUACACCCGCUUCUUCGACCGACACGAAUCUCACGUCUUACGAUCAAGACAUGUCCAUUAAUCUGUGAAUUCUUCCCGAUAUGGGAAACAGUCACGAAGAAGCGAUAGUGUGUAUCAUCGAUUCGCUUGCAAGUUUGUGUUACGGAGAACGUGACAUGUCGUCGUGGCAUAUUUAGUUAGGUGCAAUGAGGCAAUAUCGUCGCACGCGUACUGUAGCAUUAGGGCGACAUUUGCAGCCUUGAGCAACUAAUAGUUUAACGACGUAACGGGGCAGAAGUCGCAUGCAAUUCGGUAGGUCGCCGCAUUACGCUUAACACGUGUGCCCAGCUACGAACUUGUAAUCGCAUUACAUAAACGUAGAUUAUUGUUCUAAGGCUGCGGAGACUGUACCGAAUUUUACUGGCGUUCACAAGUCCCAAGUGAAUCUCAUCUGUCUGUGAAUCUAUCUUUUGAUACGCUUCGAAAUCCACAGAUCUAUGUGAGAUGAUCGUAUAGCCGUUACCUGUGAAACUCACCGGGAACUUUUCUGAAGUAAUGGCAACCUGUAUUUUCUUAUGCUGUCAUUGAUUUCACGAAUGUUCUCAAGACGAACACUAGAGAUAAACAUGUACUACCAAAUGUAAGAUUGCAUGUCGGGAUAUGCUACAGUACCAUAAGCGAUAUGCACUGGUCGCCAUCCUCAUUUACACUGGCAUUCCUGAUUACAGCGGCGGGAAGUCCCAUAAAAUUUCCGGUGACUUUUACGAUAAUUUUAUACUUUUAUUUAUAUUAUAGUUAUAAAAUAAAUAGUAAUAUUCCAACUCCACAUUGUGUUCGCGCUUUAUUACAUUAAGGAAAAUAUAUGAUCGUCUUAGAGAAAUGCAAUUUUUCGUAUAGAAAAAAAUAUAUUUUCCUUACUACCAUCCAUUAUAUCGUGGCUAUUUUGAUGAUACGUCCAUCAAGUUUUAAUUGUGGACUACAUGUUCAGGAAUGUCAAAUCAAUGCGCACACACACAUACCAAUUUGUAAAAUAAUGUAAUAUUAAAGGUUUAUACGACGUAGCUACACAGGUAAUAUAAUCAACAUAGUUAUAUAUUAUAUAUAUAUAUAUAUAUAUAUAUAUAUAUAUAUAUAUAUAUAUAUAUAUUAUUUCCAGAUUAUAUAUAUAUAUAUAUUAUAUUCUUUUUAUGUCAGUCAUUUGUGUAAAAUCUUUUAUCACCCGUCGUAGAUGUAAACCUAACUCUGGCCUGUACUAGAAAGCCAAAUUUCUUUUUACGGAGUACUAUUACGUUUAAGGAAUAAAGUUGUUUUGAUACAUGUGUGGAUAAAUGUUUUGGAACAGCUUAGGAUCAAUUAAAAUGGUAAGCUUGCCUUAAGACAAUCCACACUCCAUAUUCCAAUGUUUUAAAUCCGUUAACUAUGCAGAAUCGUACAUGACACUUUGCCUGCGGUUACUUGAAAGUAUCACUUGUAGAUAUAACACGUUAUUAUUUAAAGCACAUGCAAUUCGUAACACGCUGGUACGAUUCGUAAAGCAACUUUGGAGAGAUAUAUUUGAUUAAAGGCGCAAUCGAUUCCGUGAAUCUUUCGAAUACGUCACAUUGAAAUAAUAGCCGAUAUGUGUGAUUCUGCAUUGUUACACUGCUUCCAAGUAAGACGGUUAAUUAGCCAUCCUUAUUGCCAAGGUCUGUCAAGGUAUCGUAAGUAUACCUUAUGGACAGUAACCAAACUGUUUAUUUUAUAUUUUAUAGACAAAAGUCUAAGUAUUUAGAAGCGUAGACGUAGAUCAUAGAAUGUCGCAGAGUUUUUGGCACAGUCCGAUGCACCCUAUUCUGUUAUAGAUUAAUCAUAUUAAUUUACAAUUAUUUGCAAUCAAAAAUAAUUAAUUGCGUUCACUUGAAUUUCAAUCAUGACGAGUAUGCCAUACGUAUAUCGGCGGUGCACCUGGCUAAGCAUCCCUUACCUUCGAAAGUAAGACUAAGCGAAAGAAAGUAAGCAAUUUCUAUUUUCCACAAGUCUGAAUGCGUGUUUGGUGUUGCUUUUGAACUAGGGAUGUUGGAGUAACAUUAAUAAUAACAUAGUACCUUGUAAGAGAAGAUAUGCCGAUAGUCACUUAAUAUUAUACAUAUGUUCUUAGAUAUUUAUUAAUAUUUUUUUUAAGUAUAUAGAACACUCUUUAGUCCCUAUAGAUUAAAUAUUUUCAUUAUGAAUGAAAUGUAUAUAUUACAUUUAAUAACACGAUUAUUUCAGUAUUGUACCGUGUCUAACACCGAUGUAUUUUAUUACUUGCUAAAUAUACUGUAUUGGGUGCCUUUUGUAGAGAA
Molecule: messenger RNA, 9476 nt
Organism: Odontomachus brunneus
Lineage: Eukaryota; Metazoa; Arthropoda; Insecta; Hymenoptera; Formicidae
Exons: 23
Coding region: 1719-7241 (1840 amino acids)
Molecular function (GO): guanyl-nucleotide exchange factor activity
Source: RefSeq, a predicted model, not a curated record